Messenger RNA from Ceraceosorus guamensis, 2229 nucleotides. RefSeq lists its product as hypothetical. Lineage: Eukaryota; Fungi; Basidiomycota; Exobasidiomycetes; Ceraceosorales; Ceraceosoraceae. The record is from RefSeq and is a predicted model, not a curated record. Bases 148 to 2148 code for a protein of 666 amino acids. The transcript is spliced from 3 exons.
CACGUGCGCCCACUCCCCGCAAGCCACAACGCCUUCGUCAGAGUCGCCCGAGCAGCUGCGUUCACCAAUCCUCUAGCGUGCCGGCGUUGAAUUGCUUCGAAGCUCGCGGCUAGUUCUAUGUGUCCUCCAUCUUUCUAAGAAGCUAAGAUGAACUCGAUCACCUAUCUGGACUCGCUGCUGUCGCGGUCACUCCAAGGGUCACCCAGGCAUUCCAGACGACCAAGCAGUAGCGGAAGCGGAGCUGGCGAUGGCAAGAUUGCUUCCCAGGGCUUCAGCGAAUCUUCCGAGCGAAGGAGAAGCCGAAGGACUGCGAGUUCAGGGACAGCUGCGGCCGCAUCGAGCAUAGACGACAAGGAGCGUAUUGAAGUGCUUCAAGAAGCCCUAGGAAGCCAGUCCGGCAAAGUCACUCGUAGAGCUAGCGACUACUCUCUUCGCAGGGGCGAAAAGGAACGCCGGAAAGCUGCCCUUGCUCUAGGACUUGGGCUCACGCCAGCCCGUCCAAACGAGUGCGCCGGACCUGACCGAGGCGCUUCGUCGCCCUCCCCAGCCACUGAGGCAGUGGCUGAGACUCCAGCAGCCAAUUACCUAUCUUCAGCAGUCGGCAGCGAGAAAGCUCGAGAAGCGUCGUCCCGAAACGCUCGGCAGUCGGCAUCGGAAGGCGCGUACAGCAGGCGCUCUUUGGACGAUGGUGGGCGACCAGCGCUGCCUCGGCGCUCGUUCAGGCCUGCAGGCCCGACUCGAUGGGCGACCUUGUGGGGCUUGCCUAUCAGUGGAUGGCUCACUUCCGCCUCACGUGGUGCUGAAGAUGGUCGCAGACCAAGCCGAUCGGCAGACAGACGCUCAGAUGAAGAAGGCAAGGACGAUCUUAAUUCCCAACGCGGCUUGGCCAGAAGGGCUAGCAGUGGCUCGUUGCAUCUCGGACGAUGGCGAGCUGAGCUUGAAAUGGAGGCUGAGCUGCGUGCCGACGCUUUCGCUGGUCUCGGCCUCAGCGAAGCGGAAGCAGAGGAUGUUGUGGACUUCGAAGGCGGCGAGCCCGAGUCGGACGACGACGCACCAACUGCACCUCCAGUCACCCCUGCUACGGGCGCGCUUUCGCCGUCAUCGUCAUACCAGCCGCAGAGAUCCCGUAGGGUAUCCUCACAGAGCUCCGCAGGCCAAGGACCUCGCCGAGAAGGCAGCGAGUCUGCCCGCUUAGCCUCGUUCCUUUUUGGGGCAUUGGCAAGUCGAGUGGACGACUACUUCGGUCCGCAGCCGUCACAGCCACUGGCGCGCCAAUCGCCGGCCGUCACUCCAUCUGGCGCUCCAACCUCUUCGCCACCUCGCGUGCGCCGAGUCAAACAAGAUGCAUCAGUCUCUAACCUCGUUCCUGUUCCUCCAUCCUUCGAGCAUUCUGCUGCUUCUCGUGAGCUCAAUUCAGAGGUCAAGAAAGCAACCGCCAAUGGUCAGCCUCCCGGACCGGACGAGCCUGCUCUGGUAGACACCAAUGCUUUGACUGAAGCUGGGUCUCCUGACGACCCAAAAGUCCUGCCGAUCCCCUCAUACUCGGAAGCCGAGAAAGACGCUCACAUGAGUGGUGUCAUCGGGGCUGGUCCUGUCCACUCUGCAGAAGAAGCGUCAGCAGCGGAUGUCGGCCCCACUGAGCCUUUGGAUCCACCACCCCCUUACACUGCACCUGUGGAGUCCUCGUCUCCUCCAAUCGCGACCCGCCCACUCUCUACCCUGCGGCGAGGAUUCGGCGCUUUAAGGCGGGCGCUCAACGCCCUGAGACGAGCUCUCAUUGCCUUGUUACUGCUGCCUUAUCAUGUACUUCGACACGGCUGGAUGCGCAUUCGACGUCAAAGACGCGACAUUGGCACGGAUGGGACCGCCGCUAGCCUCGUGCCCGUACUGGAUUAUGAGCCCAGCAGGAGAAGCAUCUGCGCGCACCGUCGUCAUCUGUCGCUGCUGGCAAGCAGCGGGUCAAGGAUGACGAAUCGGGAGCGCGGCCGCCAACCCCGGGUGUCAAGACUCGUAGCGGACAGCGUCGUUCUAGUCGAUCUUCAUCGUCAUCCGCUAGCGAGGACAGCUCGAGUGGCGAUGAGCCAGUCACCGAGGACCAAGCCGCCGAAAAAGCUGCUAGAAGAGCUGAGAGGCUUGCCAGGCGCGUAGCCGUGGCUGCUGAGGAGGAGAGGUCGUUGGCGCUCGCCAAGGCAGCCUCAGUCAAUGAGCAGCAUGCGCCGCCAGGCACAA